AUGUCCGUGUUCAUGGUCUUACUCCAUUUGUUUAUUUAUUAUAUUUCAUUCUUCGUUCAUUUAGGCACUCCUCAGAGUCAGAAUCAAAAUGAUCGUCAAUAUUGCGCAGUUAGUAAAUGCGGGAGCUUUGAGAAUAUACCGUUCCCCUUUUACCUGAAUGAUAGCUGCCGUACACUUUCAGAUGCUUUCUCCCUUUCCUGCGUGGAUAACUCCUCUUCACUUUUCCUCAACAUCGAUUCUGAGAGCUACAAUGUGCUCCAUUUCUUCUCUGACGGUGUAUUAGUAGAUUUCCCGCACACAAAUAAUAAUAAUACUUCCAUCUCCAUGUGUCGACAGUACAAUGACUUGAGGUCUUUCCCCUUCUCCGGGAACCAGUACUUUGGUAUUUCCAGGGAAAACAUGCUUGAUUUGAACGAUUGUGACGAAUCUUAUCAAUCUGAGCUGUGCAAAGUAGACUCAAUAUGUGAAGAAACAAGUUUUGAAGGUUGUGAUGGACGGAAACGAUAUCCUUCUUGCUGCUACCCACUGACAGACUGGCGCCCAUUUUCCGAUUUUUCAAAGUUAUUCGGAUGUAGAGGGUUUUCUUGUUGGGUAAAUUUGGGUGGAAGUAGAAUCGGGAAGCGUGGGAUUAAGCUUGAAUGGGCUGUCCCCGUAAACUCAACAGAGGCCACUUGUGCUGCCAAUGCGCAUCCUCUCAAUGCCACUUCUGUUGCAUCCGGGAUCCGAUGCCAAUGCUCCAAUGGAUUUCUUGGCGAUGGUUUUUCUACUGGACUUGGAUGCCUCAAAUCCUGCUUCAAAGAUGGAAAGGAACUUGGAGGGGAUGAUUGUUAUGCGAACAACCUUGGUCGAAAGAAGAAAAUAAUUUUAGCUGGGGUAGUAACCUCAGGUCUCAUUGUUGUCUCAUUGACAGCACUAUGUGUUUUGAAGUUACGGAGACGUAAGAUGAGGUCAGAUAAAUUUGGGUGCAGUGAGGGGCAUAGCGAAAGUGGGGUGUUGAGACAGAAAGCGGAUUGUAGAUCUUAUCGUUUAUUUAAAUACCAUGAACUUGAGGAAGCCACCAAAGGGUUUGGGGAAGUAGUAGUUGAUGAGGGCAGUACUAUUAUGUAUGCUGGAGUUGUUGUUAUAGGAGGAGGGGGAUCACAUUCACGUGUAGCCGUACAAAGGGUUAUUAUAAAUCAGUGUUGUAGUCAGCAGAUGAUUCAUGCUUUAUCCUCGAGAUUGGAGAGGUUAUCUGGCGUCUCCCACAGAAACAUGGCACGCAUUAUUGGAUGGUCCAUCGAUGCAGUACCCAUCAUUCAUGUUGUUUACGAGAAUGGAACCACCACCACCACCACCACCACCUUUAAGGAUCAUUUGACAAGAGAUGAUCAGAAUUAUAAGCUUGACUGGUGCACGAGAUUGAAAAUUGCUGCUGAAACUGCAAACGUUCUGUCCUUCCUCCAACACGAGAUUUCACCUCCAAUAUUCCACCAUGCACUUGAAACUGGUUGCAUCUUCCUAGAUACUAAUUUCACUGUCAAACUUGCUGGUUUUGGGAUGAUGACGAUGCAUCAUCAAAUCAUCGAUCAGGAGGAACAAAUUACAACUUGUUCUAAUUGUGCAGAGGAGGAUCAUCACUUGAACAAGAAUGAUGUGUACAGCCUUGGUUUAGUCCUUGUAGAAAUCAUCACAGGCGGCACCAUACAGCUGCAGGACAAAUAUUUUCCAAUUAGCAGGACAGCUUUUAAUUUGCAGAAGAUAAUAAACAAGGGAAAACUGGAAGAGAUUGUGGAUCCGAGCCUGUACUAUCACGAGCAGACACCAUUUAGGAGGGAGCAAAUAGAAAUCAUUGCUGACCUGGCAACGAGGUGCUUACUGUUCGGGCCACAUGGGAAACUUGGUAUGGCCGAUGUUGCAAGGGAGCUGAUGAUGCAUAUAUCUAGUAGCAGUAGUACUGUUGAUGGAAGUGGAAUAUUAGAGGAAACAUUUUCCAACUCAAGCCUGCUACAAAUGAUAUCAAUGUCACCAGAUAAUUCUAUUUACCUGCCUACUCCUGUAUCCUAAUUCAUUACCGU
Molecule: messenger RNA, 2054 nt
Organism: Erythranthe guttata (spotted monkey flower)
Lineage: Eukaryota; Viridiplantae; Streptophyta; Magnoliopsida; Lamiales; Phrymaceae
Product: Protein kinase superfamily protein
Biological process (GO): protein phosphorylation
Molecular function (GO): protein kinase activity; polysaccharide binding; ATP binding
Source: RefSeq, a predicted model, not a curated record